CCCACAACCAUGUCUGUAUUCUCUACAUCUACAGCAACAGAUGAAGUUGCACUGUCUUCGACAACUGAAGCUUCUACAGCUGUGUCCCCCACAACCACUCUUAUAUCCUCAGUAACGGCACCUAGAACAACAACUGCUGCUCCAACACCAUCCUCAACCACUGAAGGUUAUACAACCACAGCUGUGACCUCCACAACCACUCUUAUAUUCUUAAAAACUACAACAACAGCAAAUACUGCUCAAACAACUAAAUUUUCAACAACAAAUGAAGCUUUAACCACCACAGCAGUGAAUCCCACAACUAUGCCUGUAUUCUCAGUACCUAUAGCAACAGAAAAUGCUGCUCCAACAGAGACACCAUCUUCAACAAUAACAAUUGAAACUUACACAACCACAGCUGUGACCCCUACAACCACACUCAUAUUCUCACCAACUACAACAGCACCUUUAACAGCAACAAAUGCUGCUCCAACAACAAUAGCACAGUCUUCAACAACUGAAGCUUCAACAACCACAGACUGGAACCCCACAACCAUGCCUGAAUUCUCUGCACCUCCAGCAACAGACAAUGUUGCUCUAACAACAACUCCACUGUCUUCGACAACUGAAGCUUCUACUACCACAACUGUGAACCCCACAACCACGCUUAUAUUUUCAGAAACUACAACAACAGCAAAAGCUGCCCCAACAACACCAUUGUCAACAAUAAAUGAAGUUUCAACCACCACAGCAGUGAACCCGACAACCACAUCUGUAUUCUCAGUACCUAUGGCAACAGAAAAUGUUUCUCCAACAGACACACCAUCUUCAACAAUAGCAGCUGAAGUUUAUACAACCACAGCUGUAAACCACACAACCACACUCAUAUCCUCACCAACCACAAUUGCACCUUCAACAACAACCAAUGCUGCUCCAACUGCAACAGCACAAUCUUCAACAACUGAUGCUUCAACAACCGCAGCUGUGCAUCCCACAACCGCUCCUGUAUUCUCAAUACCUACAGCAACAGAAAAUGCUUCUCCAACAACAACUCCACUGUCUUCGACAACUGAAGCUUCUGCUACCACAGCUGUGAGCCCCACAACCACUUUUAUAUUUUCAGAAACUACAACAACAGCAAAAGCUGCCACAACAACACCAUUGUCAACAACAAAUGAAGCUACAACCACCACAGCAGUGAACCCCACAACCACACUCAUAUCCUCACCGACUACAACUGCACCCUCAACAGCAACAAAUGCUGCCUCAACUGCAGCAGCACAAUUUUCAACAACUGAAGCUCCAACAACCGCAGCCAGGAAUCCCACCACCAUGCUUGUAUUCUCUGUACCUCCAGCAACAGAAAAUGCAGCUCCAACAACAACUCCACUGUCUUUGAUGACUGAAGCUUCUACUACAACAGCUGUGAACCCCACAACCACUCUUAUAUCCUCAGCAACUGCACUUACAACAAAUGCUGCUACAGCACAAUCUUCGACCACUGAAGUUUAUGCAACCACAGCUGUGAGCCCUACAACCACUCUUAUUUCUUCAGAAUCUACAACAACAGCAAAAGCUGCUCCAACAACACCGUUUUCAACAACAAAUGAAGCUUCAAGCACCACAGCAGUGAAUCCCACAACCACGCCUGUUUUCUCAGCACCUACAGCAACUGAAAAUGGUGCUCCACCAACAACUCCAUUGUCUUCAACAACUAUAGCUUCUACUACCACAGCUGUGAACCCCACAACCACUCUUAUGUCUUCAGAAUCUACAACAACACCUUCAACAGCAACAAAUGCUGCUCCAACUGCUGACACUUCAACAACUGAAGCUUCAACAACUGCAGCCAGGAACCCCACAACUAUGCCUGUAUUCUCAAUACCUACAUCAACAGAAAAUGCUGCUCCAACAACAACUCCACUGUCUUUGACAGCUGAAGCUUCUACUACCACAGCUGUGAACCCCACAACCACUCUUAUAUCAUCAGCAAUUGCACCUACAACAACAACAACAAAUGCUGCUACACCACAAUCUUUGACCACUGAAGGUUAUACAACCACAGCUGUGAACCCCACAACCACUCUUAUUUCUUCAGAAUCUACAACAAUAGCUGCUCCAACAGCACCAUUGUCAACAACAAAUAAAGCUACAACCACCCCAGCAGUGAACCCCACAACAACGCCUGUAUUCUCAGUACCUACAGCAACAGAAAAUGCUGCUCCAACAGAGACGCCAUCGUCAACAAUUAAAAGUGAAGCUUAUACAACCACAGCUGUGACCCCAACAACCACACUCAUAUCUUCACCAACUGCAACUGCACAAUCUUCAACAACUGAAGCUUCAACAACCGCAGCCAGAAACCCCACAACCAUGCCUGUAUUCUCUCUACAUCCAGCAACAGAAAAUGUUGCUCCAGCAACAACUCCACAGUCUUCGACAACUGAAGCUUCUACUACCAAAGCUGUGAACCCCACAAGCACUCUUAUAUCCUCAGCAACUGCACCUACAACAACAACAAAAGCUGCUACAGCACAAUCUUUGACCACUGAAGAUUAUAAAACCACAGCUGUGAGCCCCACAACCACAGAAAAUGCUGCUUCAACAAAGACACCAUCUUCAGCAAUAACAACUGAAGCUUAUACAACCACAGCUGGGAACCCCACCACCAUGCCUGUAUUCUCUGCACCUCCAGCAACAGAAAAUGCUGCUCCAACAAUUCCAUUGUCUUUGACAACUAAAGCUUCUGCUACCCAAGCUGUGAACCCCACAUCCACUCAGAUAUCAUCAGAAACUACAAUAACAGCAAAAGCUGCUCCAACAACACCAUUGUCAACAACAAAUGAACCUUUAACAACCAAAGCAAUAAACCCCACAACCAUGCCUGUGUUCCCAGCACCUACAACUGCACCUCCAGCAACAGAAAAUGUGGCUCUAGCAACAACAGCACAGUCUUCAACAAAUGAAGCUUCUACAACCACAGUUGUGAAUUCUACAACCAUGCCUGUAUUUCCAGAACCUCCAACAAAUGCUGCACCACCAACAACAGCAGUAACUCCAACAAUUGAUGCUUCUACAGUAACAGAUGUGAACCCCACAUCCACACCUUUCUCCUCAGCAAAUACAAGUCCACCUAUAACAACAAUAAGUGCUGCUCCAACACCAUCUUCAGUCACUAAAGGUUAUACAACCACAGCUGUGACACCCACAUCCUUGCAUGUUUUUUCAGGACCUACAAUUGGACCUCCAGCAACAGAAAAUGCUGUUCUUACCUCAACACUUCCUUCAAUAUCUUCAACUUCUCUUGUAUCACCAAGCACAACAACCAUAUCUCCAACCACAAUACCACUUUUCACAAAAACCAGAACUGCUGCAGCAACAACAUUUGUCACACCCACAACCAUGCCAAUGUUAUCAGAAUUUACUAAAACAUUUCUAACAACCUCACCUUUGCUAAAUGCAACAACAAAUGCAGUGACUCUGACUAGUCUUUCAGAAACACAAAAUCCAGCUCCAACUGCAUUGGUAUCUCAAAGCACAAAAACAACUGUGUCUUUAGCAACCACUGAAACUACUGCACCAACCAUUAUGCUUGUAACUCAAGAAACCACAAUGCCAUUGUUAACGUCAGCUACUGGUGCUUCGCCAAUUACAAGUGUGACUCCAAUGACUACAUCUGGAGUUAAAACAAGUAUUCCUAUAAACUCAGCUGCUACAAUUGCAUCAACUCAAACAACAGCAGCGGUGGCAAGCAAACUGCUAUUCAGCUCCUCGUCUCCAGUCCCCAAUGAAUCUCAGGUCAUGAGUGUUAUCAAUACUCUCCUGAAAUCCAGAGAGUCACAGAUCAGAGAAUCAGUGAAGGUCGUGAAUGUCACCUAUGAGAAAAUCUCAGAAACCUCAUAUGCUGUGUUCUUCACAUUUCACGUGGUUAACAUCAGCAUGCCAGAAGAACCUGAUCUCAGAGGCGACACCUACCAGCAAGUGAAGGAUAUCAUCAAUGAUGCGCUGAACACUCUUCUGAAUGAACCUGGCAAGAUCGUUUUUGAACCCAAAUCUUCCAAUUUCACGAGCUCUUCAAACCAGAUUGAUGGCAGGAUGGACUACACCUUCCAGGAUGGAGAUGCC
Molecule: messenger RNA, 4104 nt
Organism: Sinocyclocheilus anshuiensis
Lineage: Eukaryota; Metazoa; Chordata; Actinopteri; Cypriniformes; Cyprinidae
Product: mucin-2-like
Exons: 4
Source: RefSeq, a predicted model, not a curated record